Messenger RNA from Meloidogyne enterolobii, 597 nucleotides. The record is from the annotation of a GenBank genome assembly. Lineage: Eukaryota; Metazoa; Nematoda; Chromadorea; Rhabditida; Meloidogynidae.
AUGGCAAUGAUUGUAUUAAAUACUUUGAUUUUAAUGAUGAAAUACCACGGAAUAUUUAACACAGCAUUAACGGCUGUUUUUACCGUCGAAUCCAUCUUAAAAAUUUUGGCUUUUGGCGUUAGAAAUUAUUUUAAAGAUGGAUGGAACAGAUUUGAUUUUAUUACUGUUGUAGGGUCUAUAACUGAUGCGUUAGUUACUGAAUUUGGGGGCCAUUUUGUUUCGUUAGGGUUUUUACGUCUUUUUCGGGCUGCUCGUUUAAUUCGCCUUCUUCAACAAGGAUAUACAAUUAGAAUACUUUUAUGGACUUUUGUUCAAUCAUUUAAAGCUUUACCUUAUGUUUGUUUGUUAAUUGGAAUGCUUUUCUUUAUUUACGCUAUUGUUUUUGGAAACAUUCAACUUGACCCAACUACAGAAAUUAAUAGACACAACAAUUUUCAAUCUUUCUUUAAUGCUGUAAUACUUCUUUUUCGGUAUCUUAGUUUCAGUAUUCAAAAUCCAUCCCCAGUAUUCAAUCAUCAUCUCUCACCGGGGAUGUGUGGAGGUUCUCAACCUGAGACCGUUCCUGAAGCUAAAGCCACUACAACCCCUUUCCCGUGA